UACUACUACCUCACUGCCGUAAGAUCAAGAUGAAGAUCCCAUGGCCUAACCACUAACCACACUAACCAGUCCCUUAAAACACUGAAGAAGAAGAGGACCUCCACAGGUAACCCAGCCACCACCACCGCAACCAUGAACACCUCAGCCAGCAGGUAACCCCCCCCCUUCAAUGGCUCCCUCCAGGUCAUAGCUCCUCACAGUAUUGGAGAGAAGCCUGAAGUGAGAGUUUGAAGUCAGCAGGCCCUCAGACAACCCGGUGAGAUGGCAUCCGCAGCCCAGCAGAACGGUGAGGGCCGAGCCAUGGUAGUCAACGGAAACCUAGACGAUGCGGUGAAUGGAACGGCGUCGACCUCCUUGGACUGGGAGGAGUUCGAGGUGAACAUCGGAUGGGGGACAAUGCGAGGGAAGAUCAGAGGAAAGGGCCCAAGACUGAUGUUGGGAGUACACGGGUGGCUGGACAACGCCAAUACCUUCGACCUCCUCGCGCCGCACCUACCGAAGGACGUCAGGUUCCUGUCGCUGGACCUCCCGGGACACGGCCGCUCGGACCACUUUCCUCCGGGCUUCAUCUACGACCCGCGAGGCUACAUGGGGGCCAUCAGGAAGACCGUCAUGGCCAUCGGCUGGAAGCGCUUCAUAUAUCUGGGCCACAGUAUGGGCGCCGUGGUGGGCAUUAUGUACGCCGCCACCUUCCCCGAGGACGUAGCCGCCUUCAUCUCCAUUGACAUAAUAAAAGUUUGGUCCCUCACGCCGGAGAAGCAGCCGGCAGCGAUGAAGAAGUACUUCCUCCAGUUAUUUGACAACGAGGACAAGGCAUCUCAACCUGCGCUGGUGUACAAGGAGGAGGAGCUCGUGAGAAGGACAAUGGACGGGAGUCGAUCUCUGGACGAGCGCGGCGCGAGGAUCCUUCUGCAGCGGGGCGCCAGGAGGGUUGAGGGCGGCACGGGACUGGUGCUGACGCGGGACCUGCGGGUGAAAGCUUACUUCAUCGGCUUCAUCACCUUGGACGAGUGGGUAGAGAUGGCCAGGGCGAUCACCUCUCCCACCCUCAUCUGCAAGGCGAGUGAAGGUCACGAGUACGAGAAGAAGGAUCCCGAGGGGCUUAAGGCCAUGCUGGAGGGCUUCAAGCAGGGGUGCCAGCACUUCCGAUACUACGAUAUACAAGGGAAACACCACAUCCACCUGACAGCAGUUGACGCCGUGGCCAAUCCCAUCACGCGCUUCCUCGACAGUAUAAAGGAAUUAGGGCACAAUUUAGGGUAGAAGACAGAUAAGCCGAUAUUAGGUCACCCACGCGUCUCAGACCAGUAUUAUGUAGAUUAUCGCGAUUGUAACCGGUGAAAGUCUCGUCUUUUUACCCGGAUGAACAGGUUUUAGUUUAAAGUUAAGUAUGAAAAAGUAAUCUCAGGUGAAUUAAGCAUUUGUGAUAAUUUGACGCUAUUUAUGUUGCUAAAAGGCACUCUGAACGUUUUAUUAUUCGAGUGGGGUAGACAUAGGAGAACAGAUGCAAAUAGUUCCAAACCUGGCAACUGUUCUUUAAUUAUGAUCCCGAGCGACUUUCAUAGCCUAUUCUCAGUUUCAACUCACAAGUUUUCACCAAGCGCGUCUCGGCACACCCCAAAAUUAUCGGCUACCUUAUGAACGAUAAAAUAGAGACCGAACGAAAAGUAGAGAGAAUGGACGCGCCUGACUGUAAGUAGAGCAUAUAUUCGACCGUUUUCAUAAUUAUGUAUACUAAAACAUACUUCAUAUUGUGGGAUGGGCUUAUUUACCAUACCCUUGCAGUGUUAUACUCGGACUAUGAUUUUUUUUCUCUAGGUACCUCGCACUGAUAUUUUAAGUUGCACAUUAAUAGGCUUAGCCGUCCUGCUCGUGUAUGUAGUUCCCUUCCUCUUCGAUCCUUUUUAUCUCUUUGUCUUUGUUCUCAUUAAUUUCUUUCGCCCUUUUUGCGUCUGUUCUUCCUCCACGUAGUAGUAUCGUCGGUAUUCUCAAACGUGCCGGUGUUGUGUACGUAUAGCUGUCCCCUUGUACGUAGUUGUCCCCGCGAGAACUGCGCGUGCUCAGAAGCGAAUGUUUGCAAACAUCGACUUGUUGAUAAACAAAGCUGUGCGCAGGCGUCCCCCGAUAACACUGCUUCAGAUUUACAGGAAGGACUGGCUAAAUUUAGGGAUGAAAUAGGGCAUUUACAGUAUUCUUUGUUGGAUGGACAAUAUCCUCCAAACCUUACAAGCAACCAAAGGAGAACUCAAGAUAGUUUUGUUUUGAAAUUAGCAUACAGGCUAUUUAAUGGCUAUGUAAUAGCUAUUACAAAAUAGCGCUGUUUUGGAUUCAUGAAUGUUUUUCCUAUGAAAGAAUAAAACUACUCCCUCCCGUGCUGGUGGGACAUCCAUAUACACGACCGGAUCGGAUUCGUGUAUGCAGCGGUCCGCUUUUUGUUUGUAAACAAAGCGGGGACAGCCACGUACACAACACCGGGUUCCCAUUACGACUAUUUCCCAAGGCCACAGAGAAGAUUAACCGGAUCUUCAUGGGUGUGUGUCCCGUUCAAGGUGCAGAAGCCGGGUCAAACUAUCACCGGGAUCACAAAACGGUCCAUGAAAACCCUAGGAACUUCUACGAGAGGCUUUUCAAACAGGCGCACUGAGGCGCCGAGACGUUUAGGAAUACGGGCUUACAGCCAAAGAGCUUUACUAAUUUGUUCUCGUGGAGCAAUAGUAUCUCAGUGGAAGGGACGCGGGCCAGGCAGCGGAGUACUUACCUGUGAUAGUGUUGCGCAUAUGCUGGGUGCUGCCUUAAUUAACCUUGAGCUCCUGGCGUUAGUGAUCACAAAUAGAGUUAAUAUAUGCAAAGUUAAAGUGUGUGUGUGUGUGUGUGUGUGUGGAGGGAGGGGGGGGGGUGGGGGAGAUACGCUAAAGCUGCACCUGGCCACAGUGUUCAUCUCCGUCACAUUGAAGGGCACAAAUAGAAAUAUAAAAACUUCUAUCAGCAUCUCCUCUCCCCCCAUCUCCUUGUGCUUCAUCUCUCUGGCUUAACCUUUCCCCUACUACCCACUUUCCUCCCUACCUACCCCUUCCCCCUUCCUCCCUCCCUCACCCUUUCUCUCCCCUCACCUUCUCCCCCUUAACCCUACUUUCCCCUUCCUCUCUCCCUCACCCUCACUUUCCCCUUCCUUAUCUCUCCCCUCACCUUCUCCCCCUUAACCCUACUUUCCCCUUCCCCCUUCCUCUCUCCCUCAUCCUUACUUUCCCCUUCCUUAUCUCUCCCCUCAACUUCCCCAUAAUCCUACUAUCCCCUUCCUUUCUUCCCCUUUUUUAACUCCAACCCUACCUUCCCCUCCCCUCUUUCCCUACCCCUUUAACUCUCCAAUCUUACCUUUUCCCUCUUCCAUCUCCCCCUUUAUCUCCCCACCCCUGGCUUUCCUUCCUUCAUCUCCCCUUCCCUGAGUCUUUUUCUGGCAUUCAUUCCUUGCUUCGUGUUCCCCCCCCCCCCCCCCCCUCUCUCUCUCUCUCUCUCUCUCUCUCUCUCUCUCUCUCUCUCUCUCUCUCUCUCUCUCUCUCUCUCUCUCUCUGUUUACUGAUUAAUUCACAAUAAGUAAAAUAAGUGCCUCGACCCUUCGGAAGAGAAAUGAGAUACACUUUAUUUUUGUUUAUGUUGUGUGUGAUGUUUGAAUUGAAUUGAACUGAAAUAUUUAUUGUUGUAAAAGUGAUGUUUGGAGGGACGCGGGAUGUGUGAGGAGCAAGCCACAGCUCUUAAUUAAGGACACAAACACUAUGAUUAUGUAGAUUGUAUUCCUUAUUUAUUUUAUUGUAUUGAUGUCGCAGCUGAAUAAAAUAAUUUCUAUAUGA
Molecule: messenger RNA, 3845 nt
Organism: Eriocheir sinensis (Chinese mitten crab)
Lineage: Eukaryota; Metazoa; Arthropoda; Malacostraca; Decapoda; Varunidae
Product: probable serine hydrolase
Exons: 5
Coding region: 262-1263 (333 amino acids)
Source: RefSeq, a predicted model, not a curated record